Molecule: messenger RNA, 3165 nt
Organism: Closterium sp. Naga37s-1
Lineage: Eukaryota; Viridiplantae; Streptophyta; Zygnematophyceae; Desmidiales; Closteriaceae
Source: the annotation of a GenBank genome assembly
AUGGCCGCGUUGGGUGGAGGAUGGGCGGACGCCUUGCGCAAGGCAGCGCAGGUCAAGACGGAGCAAUGGCCGCCUUUUGAAGCGGCGUCCCCCAAGACUGAGCGUAAAUGGCCGGCAACCGCUUUCCCGCUCACCAGCCCUUCAGGCUGCGCCGCUUCCGCGGCUUCCGCGUCACCCGCGCAGCCUCCGCACGCACUUGGGGCGAAAACCGCUCCUGCCAAGGGGCACGAUUUUCCGCCUUCCGCCAAGCACUCGCCGCCCGCUUCCCCAAAUACUCCCCCGAUUCCCCGCGGCGGUGCUCACGCCGGCGUGCUUCCAGCACGCGGAAAGGCGGCGGCGCAGGCCGGACGUUCCGCCAUGCCCGCGCCGUCGGCGCAGGAGAUGCGCGCACUUGAGGAGGCGAACGCGCUGCUGACUGCUCUCUUCGGGCCGGGCGCAGAUCUCGCUGCGGUUAACGAAAGUCGUCGGAAUCCGUCAGAGAAACGGUUUUCGUCGGCUGGCGGCGCUGAGCCGUCGCCACGACCGGCAAAACCCGACGAGAAGCCCGCGAAGCCGCAAAACGAGCAGCGCAGUCAGUCCAGGGUCCCCGCGAGCCCGCGCCCGCCUCCCGCGCAAAGACGCUCCGCGGGCGGCGCGGCGAAGAGGAAUUCCGCGCUCGGCGCACAGUCGCCGAGAGUAACGGCUCUUUCGAUUCGCCCGGCUGAUGCGCCGUUUUCUGCUGCGGAACUGCCAGCGCCGUCAAGUUUCUACGCCGGUCUCCCUUCCAGCGACGCCGGUAGCGCAAAAGGCGGCGAAUCUCCGGUUGUUGCGCUGUUCGAGGGGGAGACGACGUUCCCCGCGAUCAUGGCGGAGCUGUGGGCGCUCCAAGGCGGGCGCAGGGCGGACGGCGCAAAGGCGGCGGGUGCAGGCACGGAGAAGCGCGGUGAGCGGCGCCAAGCCGUGAAGAAGGGGGAGCGGGCGGGGGAAACGGCGGCGCAAGGGGCAGGCGCAACGUUGGCGCGGGGUCAGGGACAGGCGGAAGCGAACGGGCAGGUGGAUGGCUCGCAAGCGGGCAGCCCGCGGGAACCUGAGCGUGCGCGUUCUCCCGAAUUGCGCCCGCUUAAGGGGAGCGGAGCGGACGGUUGCGCGUCGCGCGGCGCGGGGCUGGCUUCACCCUCAAAUGAGGCGGAGACAUUUGGCGUUGAACGCGCGCCGGACGCCAAUGCCACGUCACCAGUUGAAGCGGAAGCAACGGCGCUGCUCGAUAUGGUCACAAAGCUUCUAUCCUCCGACCAGAAUGUGACUGUAAACGGGGCUCCUCCUCUAUCCGACUAUGCGGCUCUCCCCCCUCCCUCCCUCCCCUCCCCGCUUCAUCUUCAACCCCCCGCCACACACGCCGCCGCGCAUGCUCCUCAUCCUCCCUCACACCCUGCUUUUGCCGCUGCCGCUGCCAUCCCUGCUGCAAGCCCUGGGUUUGAGACUGCUGUUAUGGAUGAUAUGGCCUAUGUGGGCAGUGCAGGUGGUAUGGGUGCUAUGGCUCCUCCCACUCCGGCAGCAGCUGCGCCUGCUCCAGUAGCAUCUUCCCCAGUAACACCUUCCCCAGUCACCACCUACCCUCCCCACCCCACAUGCUUCGCCCGCUCCCCAUCCACCCUCUCCCUCGCCCUCGCCCCCGUUCACGCCUCCGCUUCUUUCUCAGCCUCGGCAUCUGCCUUCGGACCUGGUUCAAGCUCGGCGUCAGGCUCGGCGGCUGCUUCUGCAAGCGACUUCACAUGGGCUGCCGGACCUUCGGUCGCACCGGAUUCCUCGCCAGCCGGUGCUCAACGCGCCGCAGAUUUCACUCUUGAUUUUCCACUGCCGGUUCAUGCGGACUCUUGUCUCAAUGCUGCAGCAGCCAUCACAGAGCUACCCCUCUUCCCAGCGUCGGCAGCGGCUCGAGAAGCAGCCGCUGCAAUCUCAAGCCUCGGAACGGAGGGCAUUUCUAACGUUUGCACCUCACCGCGCGUACGAUCUGCCAACUCUUCAUUCAGCAUGUCUGGGCGGUCGAAUAAGAGAGGCCGGGAUGAAGGGAGUGUGAGUGUUGGAGAUUCGGAUGGCAGUUUAGGGGGGUUGCUGCUGGGUUUGGGGGAGUUGAGGGAGACGGGUGCUCCUGUGAGUAAGGCUGCGAGGCUGAUUCGGGAGCAGUGGGCUCGUAAGAGGGGACUGCCUCCAUUGUCCAUUCCCCCGCCGUUGGAUUUGCCAUCGCCCGAUCAUUCCCCUCCUGCGGACAUGAAACCGCAUGCCAAUAAUGAGUACAACAAGGAGAUGGGAGAGUUAAAAACUCUCGUGACGAAGGCUUUAGAGAAGAAGGGUGUAUUGGCUCGACUCAAGGCGGAGCUGCGAGCGAGCAUAUUCGAGGUGAUAGACGACAAGGACAAGACGGCGAGCGGCGACGAGCAACGCGCCGUGAGAGGCGGGUGCAGCGAGCAGGCGAAGAACCUGCACGACUCCAAAACGGGUCAUCUGCUCACGGCGCUGCUGUGCGAGUACCUGGAGUGGGGGGAGAUGGACCAUACCCUUAAAGUGUACCUCUCGGAGUGUAACCUGCCGCCGGUAUACCCGCGCCGACCAAAGCUAGAGGACGAACUCGGCCUGCCGUCGUCCAAUGCCAUCAUGACACCUGGCGGUGCCACACGGCCGCUCCUGCACGAGCUGAUCGACGCAUACUUCACUCUCAAGGCGCAGGUCAAGUCAGGCGCCACAGGCACAUCGUCAUCAUCGGGGGGUGGGCUGCUCUCUCGCGCCACUGCCCGCAGCUCGAGCCCCUCUGAGAUCCCUAAGAAGCACAUCGCCCCUCACUUGUGGCUUCAGCAGUGCGUUCAGCUUGUGGACCCUCUUAUGUUAUCUCUUCUCUUCUUCCUACCCUUCUUUUUCACCCCUCACCAGCCGGACAGAGAUCUCCCAGGAGCACCUCACCCCUCACCCGUGGCUUCAGCAGUGCAUUUGGCCGCAGCAGCAGUGGCGGGGGCGAGCGCGAGCGGUCCUCCUCAGGCAGCCGGCGCAGCAGUAGCGGCGGCAGGGCAGUGCCUGAGCCGGCGUCGAGAGGCGAGAGCGACACUGAGAGGGGCGGCGGCGGGGGCGCGUUUUCCAAGCUGCCGAUUUCGUUGCUACGUGACAUCCCAUCAUCGCGGGAUAGAUAUUAGCUAG